This is a messenger RNA of Danaus plexippus (monarch butterfly), 1867 nucleotides long. It is a transcript of the gene Exd2, whose product is annotated as exonuclease 3'-5' domain-containing protein 2. The transcript is spliced from 10 exons. Gene Ontology annotation, cellular component: cytoplasm; nucleus. The record is from RefSeq and is a predicted model, not a curated record. Gene Ontology annotation, molecular function: nucleic acid binding; 3'-5' exonuclease activity. Gene Ontology annotation, biological process: nucleobase-containing compound metabolic process. NCBI's taxonomy places the organism in Eukaryota, Metazoa, Arthropoda, Insecta, Lepidoptera, Nymphalidae. Bases 90 to 1760 code for a protein of 556 amino acids.
GACUUUAGAUUUGUAAACAUGUGAACUCAAGUAUUAUUAUUAAGUUUAAACUAUUUAACAUUAUUCCAAUACAUACAUAACAGUAUAAUAUGGCGAAGUCAAAAAUCGUUAUAACAUCGGCGAUCGCUGUAGGUUUUGUUGGUGUAACAUACGUGAUUUUGAAAUAUAAGAUUAGAUCUCGAAAAGCUGAAGAUAUCCUUAAAAAUCUUGAUAUUAAUAUCGUAACAACAAAAGCUCAAUGCGACGAAGUUGUAAAUGAAAUACGGAGGAGGAGUACUUUACAUCAGGCUAUAGGUUUCGAUUGUGAGUGGGUGACUGAAAAUGGAAAUAGACAACCCAUAGCGCUUCUACAGCUGUCCACAUUCGAUGGAUUCUGUGGGCUUUUUAGAUUGAAUCUUUUAAAAGAAGUUCCUAUGUCACUGAAAGAACUUUUAGAGGAUAAAAAUAUUUACAAAGUAGGCGUAGCGCCCGUUGAUGAUGCAAAGUAUUUGAUUCAGGACUAUUCAAUUUAUGUGAAGUCUACUUUGGAUGUGAGGCACAUAGUUGAACUAACCGGCCACGCUGCUGGCGGGUUGGCAGCACUGGCUAACACAUAUUUAGGUAUUGUGCUAGAUAAGAAUUGGAGGAUCCGUUGCAGCGACUGGGCAGCAGAAGAGUUGACGGAACGGCAAAUACAUUACGCAGCGACCGACGCUUAUGUAGCAAUAAAAAUCUUUGUUGACAUUAUAAAUACAUAUAACAGAGACUUUUGGUUUUUCCGGUGGAGUAGAAACAGUGACAGACACUGGGGAAAAAUACAUGGUCUAUGUUCACGAUAUGCCGAUGUUGGUUACAAAGUGAAAAACAUUAAAGGAUCUCAUAAGGAGAAUAAGAAAAGUAAAGAGAAGACUAUAACCAAGAAGUAUUCUCACAGCCCUCGUUCGAGGCCGUUGUAUCACAAUUGUUUCAUGGAAGCUCCUGAUGGGGAAGUGCUAUGUACAUGUGAUACGAAAAAAGCAAAAUGGUAUUUGGACAAUAAACUAGCAACCCUAAUAAAAGACGAUCCCCUUACAAUUCGUCUUGCAUUCGAACCGGCCGGUCGGUCUGUGGGGGAAGUCGGUCGCUACUACACGCUCGUGAAGGAGAACAAGUGCGUUGUCUGUGGGGCCAUGGACUCUUAUAUACGAAAAAAUGUUGUACCCAGAGAAUAUAGGAAAUAUUUCCCAGAUGUAAUGAAGGAGCACUCGUGUCACGACGUAGUGUUACUGUGUAGAGCGUGUCACCAGCGCAGUAACAUGCUGGACCGCGGAGUGCGAACUAGUCUUGCGAUACAAUGUGACGCGCCGAUCGCUGAAUUGGGCGUUCGGUUCAUUGAGGAUCCCGCAGCUAAGAAGCUGCGUUCAGCGGCGCGUGCUUUACUCUACGAGGGUAAAAAGAAUAAGCUGCCAGAACAACGCGUGAAGGAACUCGAGAAAAUUGUCUUAGCACACUAUCCCCAAGAGGACGCUGUGACGGAUGAUAUAUUACAAGAAGCUGCCAAUAUUGACUACAAACACGAGAAAACGGAUUACGAGUCUCACGGUUCAAAAGUGGUUAAUUACUACAUAGAAAAUGAGAGUUUACUGCGGCUGGAAGAAAUCUGGAGAGAACACUUCUUGAAGUCCAUGUCUCCGAUGUACAUGCCAGAGCUGUGGUCCGUUAAGCAUAAUGAGGAGAGGUUGCGAGUCCGUUUCAACGAAGGCCGAAUGACUGAUAAGGAAGUUAUGCUCACUGGAUUAUAGUAUGUCAAUUUUUGCGAAUAGUGAAGUUGUAGCUGAGUGCCCUUAAAAAAUAUAUAUAUUUUUAUACUUUUUUGAAAUAAAGUUAUAUUUACAGCAGUUCAUAAUAA